Aegilops tauschii subsp. strangulata is the source of this 3117-nucleotide messenger RNA. RefSeq names its product signal recognition particle subunit SRP54 2. Gene Ontology annotation, molecular function: GTP binding; 7S RNA binding; endoplasmic reticulum signal sequence receptor activity. Gene Ontology annotation, biological process: SRP-dependent cotranslational protein targeting to membrane; SRP-dependent cotranslational protein targeting to membrane, translocation. The record is from RefSeq and is a predicted model, not a curated record. NCBI's taxonomy places the organism in Eukaryota, Viridiplantae, Streptophyta, Magnoliopsida, Poales, Poaceae. Gene Ontology annotation, cellular component: signal recognition particle, endoplasmic reticulum targeting; cytosol.
GCCUCCUUUCUUUCUCUGCCUCCUUACUUUCUCUGCCCCUCGCUCCCUCACAAUCCCUCGCCCGAAAUCCUUGCCGCCGCCACCUACGCCUCUUGUUCCGGCGUGUUCCGGGGGGCCUCGCCGGCGCCUAGCCCAGAUCCGAGCUCCCCUGCCUCCGCUCUUCCCUCCCCUCCGGCCAGAUCCGCCUCUCGCGGCCCCGAUAGCUCAUCCCCAACCCCUUCCCACGGCUAGGGUUUCGAGGGUGGCGUUCCCACCAAUUCCGGCGCGGCGGCGGCGACUGUGCUCCGCCCUCUUCGACGCCCACCAACCUAGCCACAUGGCACGACCAUGGCCAUGGCGGCGGCCAGAUCCACCCCCUCCCUCAUCUCCUCGCCGCCGCCACCUCCUCCCCGUCCUGCAGCGGCGCGUCCCGCCACCACCUCCUUCCUCGACGCGUCUCGCAGCGACGCCCAUCGCGUCCCGCAGAUGUCGUCCCCAAUCACCACCGCGUUCCCCAAUCCCCACCCCAACCAAAAUCUUCCCCAUCUCCCCCGGCCGGUUUACCUCCCGUCCGCGUCCCCUUCCCCACCCCCGCUCCCAGAUCGCGCUGCGCGCCGCCCCUGACCGCCGCCGGAACCCCACCCCUCCGCCGACGAGGCCCGACCCCGCGGGGGCCCAGCCAAGAUGGUGCUCGCGCAGCUGGGCGGGAGCAUCUCCCGCGCGCUCGCGCAGAUGAGCAACGCCACAGUGAUCGACGAGAAGGUGCUCGGGGAGUGCCUCAACGAGAUCUCCCGCGCGCUCCUGCAGUCCGAUGUCCGGAAGAUCGUCAACCUCGAGACCCUCGCCGCCGGCACCAACAAGCGGCGCAUCAUACAACAGGUCGUCUUCACGGAGCUCUGCAACAUGCUGGAUCCAGGGAAGCCGGUCUUCACCCCCAAGAAGGGCAAGCCCAACGUAGUCAUGUUCGUCGGAUUGCAGGGCCAGUCUGACUCACCAACCAACCUCGCAUGCUUGCUCUGUUUAUUGUUCUACACCUAUUACUGAAUGUAUAUAUGUACCACUCUGUGUGUAGCAUUUUUCUAACUGUACAAUAGCACUCACUCCUCUACUGUCACAUAAUAGAUUAGCCCUGAAUUCAUCUAGUUUGGAUCAAAACAGAACCAUUGAUUAAUACUAGAUGAUUGUUACUGUACAUUUGGUUACAGAUUUCUUUGAACUAGUUUGAUUCCCUGCUGAUCUACAUCUUUUACUUACUCACAUGCUUGACUGAAUUUGCUACUGCUGUUACUCUAGUGGUGAACGAGAUAGGCAUUCUAUUGCUUGUUUCCUUGCUUCCACAAAUUAAAACUCUGUAAUCUUGUUAACUGCUACCGCUGUCAUGAACCACACAUCUGAGCUGAACUUGACAUUGAUUUGCUCGUGUGUCAAGUAUGGAUAGACUUUGCUAUUCACCAGUAUUCAGGCGGUUGAAGUGUGCGUGUUGCUGCGGCUGUCAGGAUGUCGUUGGGUUGUUAUCACUAGUACUAGUCCUAUCAAAUUGCCUGUGAGUAGUUCAUUACCAUGCUAUCCAGGGGAUAUUCAUUUAUGUGCCUGUGAAUUCGUUCUUGGUGUGUAUGUAUGUAUUACUGUUAUUGUCGUUCCUUUUCUGUCUUCUUUUGUCAGAUUUUGUUUUUUGUAGUAAUUUAAGUUCUGUUUUGUAGACCUAUUUGUUUGUGUUACUGUUCUAUUUGUCCGGUGAUGAAAAACCUGUUAAUCAUACCAUCUUUCGGGACUGAUUGGUCGCAGUGCGCCCAUGCUGUCAUUCUGCAAUUCUGAGGACAAAUUGAACAGCUUGACUGUAAUUUUUUUGAAUACUUCCGAACUUACAUGUCAUCUAUUUUUCAGUUUUUUUAUUCUGUUGUUUACUAUGUAUAGAAUAUGGCUGGACAACGAUGAAAACCGAAUAAAACACCAUCUUUUUGGACACCUAAUGACUGGACAAAUAUGUUCAUAUUUUUUAAGUUGCUUUGAUCUUUGUUGAUAAUUUUUUGGUCUAAAAUCUUUCUCUAUGAAGAGAGUACAAGCAGACGGGCGGUCUGAACUGAUGCCAUGUUGAUAUGUCUGCAUCAUCUGUGCUACCCUUGUGGUUGGCAUCUGAGAGAAAAAAAUUGUGCACUUUGUUCUUCUCAUAAGUUACAUUUUUUUUAAUUCUUCAGCUUUUUGUCCUGUUUGCACUUAGCUUCUACUAUCCCUCUUUGUUGCACUUGGUCUAAGGGGGAUGUAGUGGGCGCGGAUAGAGAAAUGGUUUACUUGCCAACCCUUUGCAGCGUUUGCCAUUUCUUUGGAUUAGUGGCAGUGAUUUGAACCUUACCCGUGCUUCUGAUUAAUUCAUGAAGGACAAGGGAAAACAUGGUUGAAUUUCUUAAUAUGAGGCAAAAAGAGACACUCACAUUAUUGUCAUUCUUUUAGAUUCAUGUGUUCUGUUUGACCAUGGCUGUGAUGAUAAACACUUUCAACAAACAUGACAGUUCUGCUUCUGAAAAUUCAUGACUGAAAAACCUGUUAUACAAGACCUGUUUAGUACUCAUGUAUUAUGGCCGUGGCUUAUUUAUUAUGUGCUUGUUGUGCCUUGUGUAUUGGUGCCUAAUUAGCUUCUGUUAGGGGAUAAUCUACUGGUUAUAGCAAGAUUUUACUAUUGUGCCGUGGAAUAGAUGGUUCAUGUGUACUGCAAUGUACUAGUUGAGCUCUGCUGGCUGUACUAGUCGAACUCUGCUCCUUCUAACUCAUAUCAAUUUUGCUCCUUCUGCUGUACAAGUGAUGCUUGUGUGAUUGUUGAUGGACAGGAACUAGCAAACUUUGUUGUUUUGCAACUGAAUGAACGCAACUCAGUUUGUACGUCACCCAGCUUGCUGCUGCGGUGGCUGUCGAUGCCGACGAGCCUGCAACAUCUCCGAUGAGCUGCAGGACCUGGACACCUUAGGAGCUCCAGGCCUAGGAAAUUUCAAGUUUGAAGUGGCGUGUUCUGAUAGUCCAGAAAAGUGAAGAAGUCUGGAGUGUAUUUGUAGUAGGAGUUAUAUGUUCUGAUAGUAUCACAUGUAAUGGUGAAAUGAAUUAUGUAAAGAUUGUGCUAUUAGCCAAAAUUGGCAUGUGGUUUGAUAA